Messenger RNA from Astrephomene gubernaculifera, 6115 nucleotides. NCBI's taxonomy places the organism in Eukaryota, Viridiplantae, Chlorophyta, Chlorophyceae, Chlamydomonadales, Astrephomenaceae. The record is from the annotation of a GenBank genome assembly.
GCACAAAAGCGAAGGCAAUAAGUCAUUGCCGCUCACUGUUGCAUAUAAAUAUACUUUAAGGCUUUGGCGUUUUGAAAAUGGCUGUCACCGACUUGGGAACCUAUCCCUGACAUCCUAAAUUAUCAUAAAGGACCGGCGUACAUAUACCAGAUUGGUCAUGGUGAAUCGAAGAAGCGAGAGCUGUCCGCGUCUGUUGCGGAAGGUGUCUGCUCCAACGGCCGAAGUCGUUCUGCCGCAGCAGAGGACCUGCACCUUGCAGGAUUUAGGGCCCGAGGAUAAGCAAAAAGUUGCGAAACUCCUCAAACAGGUGGUGGACCUUGGACAGGAAGUGCAGCAACUAAGGCAGCAGCGAGAUGAGCAAGCCAGGCUCUUUGCUGAGCGUGAACAGGAACUGCAAGAGGGCAACCGGCAACUCCACAAGGAAUAUCAGUCGCUAAAAAGGAAACUCGGUCAAGUGCUGCUCGUGCUCCGCGCCUCUCAAGCUAAGGUCAAUGCCUUGGAAGCAGCAAACCAUUCAACGCGGACCGCUUCUGUCGGUGUGCAAACGGAGCUUGUUGCAGCCCCGGAGGAGCUGCAAGCAGCAACGAACGGCCAAGUAGCAAACUCCGCUGCCGUUGCCCAAAUGCAGGCCGCCGCCAACGCUGCUCCGUUCAACUCGGAGAGCAGUGCCGCAAUGACUUUAGCAUCAGCCACGGACCGUACAGUCUUCUCAUCAUCUCCGAGCGUCCCCUCCCUUCUCCACGUGGCGCCCGGCGCGCACAUUUGUAUUACUAUCAACCAUGUCCCUGAGCCUGCUUCAACGGCAGCGGCACCCACCGCGACGGAGGCAGUGGACGCAGAAACGCCGGCGGCAGUGGAGAAGCCAGCAGCCCUAGGUUCGUCGCUCGAGCUUUCAGGUUCGGCAGGUCGCCGCAGCUUUUCGAGUGUUCGCCCUGCAGCGGCCUGCACCAACCUUCCUACAGCAGCGAUUGAAAGUCCUACGCUUGGCGCAGCGUCCGCGAUCCCCACCACUCUUUUGGCCGCCGCCAUCAAUGCAGUCGCUGCCUCCAGUUACGAGACCCACCGCUUGGCUGGUGAACCUGCUGAUGGCGCUUGUGUCCCGUCAGCUUCCCACCCCUGCAUGGCGAGCCAGCCAGCCCAUGCUGGAGUGGGAGCCUGCUCAGCUUCAUGCCUAACCGGCGGCGCUGCGCUUCCAACGGGAGCUCCCGUCGGGGUGCCAGGAGCCCCUGUACACCCGGGGCCGAGCCAUGCGUCGCGUGCAUCGGGUUCAACGGCGCCACAGGCGGUGGGCAGACCCUCAGGUGGACGCAGCAUCCUCGUGGACGCCACUUUGCAGCAGUUUGAAUCGGUGCCUGUUCAAGAUGUGUUCGUCAGCAGCCAGGAGGUUUCAGUAGCUUCGCCGAUGAUUGUACCCCCAAGCGACGCGGUGGUGGCAGCUGCAUCUAGCUUACUCGGCUGGCAAGCACAACAUGGGUUUAUGGCGCCGGAGGACGCUGUCGACAUGCAGUCCGUAUCAUCCUUAGCUUGUCCCGGAGGUGCAGUGGACCGACGCCCGCGCGGGAAGGUUCUUAGCUAUGACCCCGCCAUUGGGAAAAGUGGCGCGUUUUACUUCGUUGAUGUGGCCGAGGUUGCUCCAGACUUCCCCGGAGCAUCGGAAGCAACGGCAGGGAAGGAGGUUCCGAGCGCGCCUUACUCUGCAUCGCGCAGAGAUGCCUCGCAGUGGCAGCGUUCAGCCACUGCUUCGGAGAACCGGGUGCCGGCAGAAAUCUGUGCUCCGCAGGCAUCGGCAGUAGGGCGGCAGCGACCUAUCCCUGCAGCUCUAUCGCUGGACUCACAACGGAGGAUGCAGCUGCCCGGGGUUACAGCUUGCCAAGGGAUUGUCCAUCCCACCAGCGCUAGUGGGCCGCUCAGCUUGGGACGCCUUAAGGAAGUACUAAACUCCCCGGCGGCAACCCAGACUGCUCCGCAGGGUUUGGGGCGCUGUCUGCAGCCAGACCAGCAGCAAUUGGAACAGUCGCCGCGCAGCCCAUGCAGUUCCACAGCAACAGGUAGCACUAUGGGCCCCGCUCGCCAGCUAAACGCUGCCGUCAUGGCUGCGGCACGUGCCUAUGACUGCACCGACACGCCCUCCAGUUGUGAUACCAACUUGUCACGAGUGGCGACGAUGCUAGAUGAGGAGGCGCGUCGCCGGCGAUGGGACAUGCAGCCCCCUCCAGGCGCGCAACAGCAGCAGGCGGGUCCGGUGCAGUCAUUAGGAGCAAUGCGGGUGCAGCAGCAUAACCCGGACGGGCUGCAGGAGGCCACCAGCAACUGCCGGGCGAAAACAGGUGGGGGCAACUUACAUGCAAGCUCGCGGUCUCGACGCGGCUUGCAAGCCUCGGACUCGCGGCAGAGCGCCACCGGUAACGCAUGGUGUGCAGCUGGGCCGGCCCCCGGCGGAGGACCCAUGGCGCCUCUACAUACAUCUGCUGGCAGCGCCUCACUUGCCUUCCCCAAAGGCAAAGAUGUCACGGAUCGUUACGAUGACUCGCUGGUGGACAUCUUGUCUCAGGCGGACGAGGAGCUGGAGCAGCAACACUAUCGGAAGCAACAGCAAAGUGCUUGGCCGCAGCCUUCACACCUGUCGCCAGCCGUGGCAGUGGAUAAAACGAGCAAUGGUGUCAUGCGGCAUCGGUCUGCAGCAGCGCCUGCCACGGCGUCUGAGGGAAGCGCUCUAGCAAGGAAUCGGGGCGGCACGGUUGAAGAGCUGCUGUCAUCAAAUUUGUACGAGGAAAAUGACGUGCUAAGUGUGAUCUUGGAGCAGGAAUGCCACAACUGAGGGUGCCGAACGACGACGCGGCAGUUACAAACCAUUUCUGGAGCUAUACGACAGAGCUUAACGGUGUCCUGAAUAUCUAUUUGCAAAGGACAUUAUAAAAUAUGUCGCAAUAUGAAGGUAUUGCGUUUAUACGCUUGGCAAGGUGGCUGCAAAGCCAACCGACAUGGACUACGGCCUAGCUACCUCCUGUACACCGGUCUCGAACUUAUGUAUGCAACGCGCUGUCUUAAACACCAGCAUAUUGUGGCUUAUUGCUCCGGGCUGCCCGCUUGUUAAGCUGCCCUUCGGGCCAGGAUAACCGUAGACUGCAUUUCCUUUGUUUUCGCGGUUCCUGAACUUUGCCUGGUUGUAAUGCAACCGCGCUUACGUAUGUCAAGUGCUGUAAUUGACCGGUGGCGUGACCCAGGACCUUCACUUACGACCCGAACUGCAUAGUUGUAAAUGUACCUACACGCUUAGAGGUGUCUAACUGUUAGCACGUUUGCGUCACGUUCACCAAGAUACCUGGAAAUACUGAAUUGUCGCAGUUCUCAUACUUCAGCCUGUUACUGUCAUUUCGGUACCCAGUGCCGCCUUCAGGGGCUCAUCAUGGACAUUGUAACGUCAGGAUGCGUGUCGGCAAGUUCCCAUCCUAUUGACCUAAGGAACUUGGGCUCGCUUGUGCAUACAGCGGAAAUGCAGCACCAGCGGCAAGUAAAGACGCUGCAGGCGCUUCAUAAGCAGGCGGAGCUAACUGCGGAGGCGAACGCAGCAUGGCGAGAAAGCGAGCGGCGCCGUGAGGAAAAAUACAUGCACAUUGACCAGGGGCGACAGCUGCAGCGGGAAGCCGCAGUGGAGAACAAUCAACGGUUAGCCGAGGCGCGCGCUGCACGGUUGGAGGCAGCUGCACGGCAUGAGGAAGCUGUACGUGCCGCUGCCAAAGCCAAGGUCCAGGCCGACGAGGAACGCAUGGCGCGCUUUGAAGCCGAAAAGGCAGAUAAUGCUGCCGCGGAGCGGCAGCGCAUUGCGGCAGUGGAGGCGAAGCGCGGUGCUACGUACCGGCAGAACGUGGAGAUGAUGGAAGCUCGGCGGCAGGCAUUGUUGGCUCGAGAGCGUAGAGCGGAAGACAUCCUACGCCAGCGAGAGGAGUUGCGGCGACUGCAGCAGCAAAUUAAGGCGGAGGAGGACUUUCUGCGGGAGGACCAGCGCCGUGCGAUCAAGGCGCGCGCGGAUGCCGAGCUGGCAGACCGCGUGGCACACUUCCACGCAAAGAACGCCGCCAAGGACGAAAACGCCUCGCGCAGGCGACAGGCGCUGGAGGCCCUCCGCCGCGCUCGUGCCGAGGAGCUGCGGCAGCGCUUCGAGUACAUCGCAGCGCAGGCCAAUGAGGCGGCGGCGGUGGCGGAGGCCGAGCGGCAGGCCCUGGCGGGGCGGCUGGAAGACAAGGAGGCGCGAGGGGCGGCGCUGGAGGCGCACCGGGCCGCGUUGCUGGCGGAGAUGCAGAACCUUCGACAGCAGAUGCAACACCAGGAGGAGGUCAUCCGCGGCUCUCUAGUGCGCAUGCGGCAGCAGGGCAGUGUGGCGCUGCCGGAGGAGGUGGUGCAUUCGCUAGACAAACUGCACUUGGGCGGACCUGUCAGUGCAACUGCAAUGUUGGGCGGCGGCGGUGGGGCCAUGGGGGCAGGCGGCCACUCCGUGGGCCUGCUGGAGGGGCCGCCGACCCUGCAGGCGGGUAUGGGUGCGGCAGCGCCGCCUGGUAUGCCGCGUCGGGUGGGAGCAGGAGCGGCAGCAGCGGGCGUACGGAGACCCAGAUCGGCCGCGACCACGCCACGAGGUGCCAGGAUGUCGAGCCGGGUUGACGAGAGCUACAACAGCAGUCCGCGCGCCUAUGUGAUGGCACCAAUCAGUCCGAGGGUGGGGCAGCCGGCGAAGGCGCGUCGCAUGGCGGCUGGGACGCGGCCCAUGAGUGCCAGCAUAGACCUCCGCGGCAGCGCCACCUUCAGCCUCGCAGCCUCUCCCCGCAGCCCCGCCCAUCCAGCCAGCGCCUCCGCCGCCGGCAGCCCCAGGCCCCGUAGCCCCCAUGUGGCCCACGCCUCCUCGCCCGCCUCUCACCCUCCCCGCAACCGCCCCAACCCCACCAGCCUUGAGGAGCAGUUGGCUGCAGCCACGGACACCUCAGAGGUGGCGGCGGAGGCGGCGGCCAGCGGGCGCUACAGCGGGGUGCAUGAGGUUGCUCGCCCCGGCAGCCGGAGGGAAGAGGAGCUGCGCGGGGUGCUGCAGGAGGAGAUCGCCAAGGAGAGCGGGCGGCAGGCGCUGCUGGCCAAGGUUACCGACGAAGCGGAACGCGCCCGCUUGGUGAAGUACUUUACCCUGGAGCGUGAGGAAGCGAAGCGGCGCAUCCUCGCGCUGAGCAAUGCCGCGCAAGCUGCCUUGUAUCACUGACCUUGCGCGGACGCUAGCACAACUACGGACCUAUUUUGUCGCGAUGUCGCCUUCCUAUGUGGAGUGCGGACCGGGCAUGCUCAUGCAAAAAUCUUAAAUUGGGAGUCGUUGGGGGCUACCAUUUGUUGGGUCCUCUGUACACAGUGUCAGGGGUUUGUGUAUUUUACGGUUCUCUCCAAUUUACGUGAAUCUUCUCUAGUUUACAGCAUGUGUCAUAUGCUGAAAAGCAGUGAAUAUUAUUGGUAUGCAGGGAAGCCUGAUGCCCUUGGCGGCUCGAUAUGUCGUGCGCUGUGAUGUCAUGGCAUCUUUUGCCCAAGCAGGCAAUUCAUGUUUGUAAUCUGUGUGGGUUUUUGUGCCCGCUACCUUGCAUGGGUAUUACCCGUUGAAAACGUUGUGCUGGGUUACCCUCUUGAACGCAUGCAUGCCUCAGUAGUACCUUGAUUGGGGUUGGAUAUGGAGUUGUAUGAUGCCAACUGUAUUGUGUGUCGUUUCCCUACUGGAUGGACGACUUGACAGCUGUUUGCAGUUGGUAAGCUACGUCUUGACGCGUGGUGCAGUUGGUAAGCUACGUCUUGACGCGUGGUGGGGAGAAGAAGAAUACCCAAUGUGUUGAAUGAGAGGGAAUGCGUGGUGGGGAGGGAAGCUAUUCCGUAAAGGGUUGUGUGCCCAAGUACGGCCCAUCCACAGGCGCAUCGCUCCACAUACGCUUACGCAUGUGCGGGCUUGCAUAUUGUAGGGGUGCGAUGGAGCUGAAGCUGCGUCAAAAAUGACAGAGAAGGAACGUCACGUGUAACCUGACAUUCGGAUCUAGACGAUUAACUCUGCCCUCCUCUGCUUCGCAUUGUUUAGCGUAUGUGUAACUGAUCGGGACGCGGC